CUACGCCAUUCGACGUAUGGUGUGUGGGUGGAAGAGCAGUCAGUACGAUAAACGACCGCUUGGCGGCGUGGAACAACACUACAGCUUGGGACAGACUAAUAUUUAAUGCGACGAUAAAGUACCCACCGACCAGUUGCUAGCUGCAUAGUGUUGAAGAUCCUCUUUGUUCCCUACCAGAAAACAUAAAAAAAAUAACUUUAUACAUCCUCUGAUUGUUCUUUGGUUUUAGAGUGAAUGACUAAAAUGGCAACGAUCAGGCCAAUUGCUUUGAUCGUGACGUUUGCGUUAAUAAAUUACUGUCAAUCGUUCUUGCUGCUUCCAGGAUUUUUUCCAGGAUCACAAAAUUUAGUAUCUGUUCAUCGUCGUCAGAGCGAACAAAUACCACGACAUUUACCAGAAGUAUCAGAACCUGUGCCAUCGUGCGCAGAAUUGAGAGCCAUGUGGCGCCAUAUGAAUAGAAUGGCUAGACACAGCGAAUUGACUAACGAAAUCCCUCAAUUUCCAAAUACAUUAGAUCAGAUAAUGCCGAUGAGGGAAUAUCCCGAUUAUAUAGAAUAUCCAAUAGGGAAAAUCCGGACAAGACCAGAAGGUAGAAGACAACCCACGAGAUCCACCAAGACCAGGAUAGGUUUAUAUUCGGGACAGGUAUAUCCAGGAAGCAGGAUGAAUAUCCCUGGACGUUUUGGAGGGCCAGCAUUACCAGAAGAUAUGCUCGGUAAUUAUGGAACUAUUGUGAAUAGUCCCGCUGAAAAACAACGCGUUAAGAACGAACAGUUGUUUAACAGACUUGAAUUGCAAGUGGGUAGCUCCCUACCAGAAAUUGGAACAUUUAAACUCUUUCCUGACGAAGGGGACAAUGCUUAUAGAAAUAAAUAUAAAUAUGGUAACGUAAGAAACAUGGAUUCAACUCGAGAUCCGAGUGUUGUCAUCAUUCCAGCUUUGGCAGAUGUGGAAGGAGAACCAUUUACUUAUCAAACGAAAUCUAUUGCAAGACAAAAGGCAAGCUGCAAAAGAUUUGAAGGUAAAGUUUGCAAAAGACGAGAAGACUGUCAUUGUUCUCGUAAUCAACUGCAAUGUGUAGAAGGAACAUGUCUCAGAAGCCCCAAACCUAGUAAAGAAUCUCUUCAGAAUCCUCAGAAUCUUACAAAUUUAUUACAGAGUAAUUGUUCCUUUGGGAUGUCUUAUAUCCAAUUUUCAUCUAAUUAAUGGCAAAGGAUAAAGAUUUCGUAUUUAUAAAUGAUGUGCUAAAUAUCUUCAUACGGUAAUUUCUUUAUAAGAGUCUAAAUUCGAUUCAGUAAGCUGACAAUACUAUUAUUGUUUCGUCCAUCACAAUUGGAUUAUGGAGUCAGUCAACUUGUUAUCGGAUUAUUGCAAAGAGAAUUUUUUUACUAUUUAUAGAACUAUUGAAAAAAUUGAUCAUCUUUGGUAAUGGAAGCAAAAUCCGGAAAUCGAUAAGUUGUAUUGAAAUUCCGAAACAACAGGUAAUCACUCCCAGCAGGUUGGUUAUUAUGCCUUACUAUGUAUGCCAAACUUUGUAGAGUAACACUUAAAUUUAUUAUUAAAGUCUAGUUAUAUCUACGAAAUUGUAACAAAUAAUCUAUAAGUAAUGAUAUAAUAUACGAAAAAUAGGAAUAAAUCUAUUAUGAAUUUAUCGUUACUUUCCGAAAAGAUUCGCUUUACUUUUUAAUUAUUCAACCAGUAGGUCGCGAUCCCAAAGAAGUAUUAACCAAAACUGUACGGAUAGAAAACACCGUCGUAAACUUAUGUGAACAGAAAAGGGAAAAAAUGUUUUUUCCGUAACUUGUAAUCCAUAUUAAAUGGAUUUUGAUGAUAUUGAUUGAUUGAUAAUUUAAUAGGAAACCAAUAUCAAAUGGCAAUACUCAGAUUUCAUUGUAGCAGAAAUAGGAGAUGUAAUGUUAGAUCGAUAAUCAAUUUUCUGCUAUAAUUCGUAUCUAAGUUGUAUUAUAUUUCAACAGAAAAUAUAAUUGAGUAAUAUUUUUUUUUAAUAAAAAUUACUUUUGUAGAAUUAACUUGUUGAGUUUGAUAAAAAAAAUAAUUGAAUAACACAAUUCUUGAUAGUUCAUUACGCGCCUAUCUGUAACUAAUGAAAGGGCCAGAUUUACAUAUAAACUAUACAGCACAGGGCCUUGCGCUUUUAAAUUUAUUAUUAUUGGAAAUGCCACUUAAGUAUUACAGCAUAAAAUUCCGCUCUGACUAACCAUAAAAGCUCAACUUUAAUCUAAAUAAUAGUUUAUUUUGUAAAAUUCCUGAUUCAACAUGUUAUAAUAAAUUUAUAAAUUUAGCUUAUUAAAUUUAAAAAGCCAAUAAAUAAUUUUUAUAUAAAUUGUUUAAUUAAUUUCGAUAGAUUAUAUUC
This is a messenger RNA of Centruroides sculpturatus (bark scorpion), 2374 nucleotides long. RefSeq lists its product as uncharacterized. The transcript has 4 exons. The record is from RefSeq and is a predicted model, not a curated record. The coding region runs from base 235 to 1206 and encodes 323 amino acids. NCBI's taxonomy places the organism in Eukaryota, Metazoa, Arthropoda, Arachnida, Scorpiones, Buthidae.